AUGUUAACUAGUAUUCUCACUCUGAAAUACCCGAUUGAGCACGGUAUCGUCACAAAUUGGGAUGAUAUGGAAAAGAUCUGGCACCAUACCUUCUACAAUGAGCUCCGAGUUGCACCAGAAGAGCACCCCGUCCUGCUCACUGAGGCUCCACUCAACCCCAAAGCUAACCGUGAAAAGAUGACCCAAAUUAUGUUCGAGACCUUCAACACUCCUGCUAUGUACGUUGCCAUCCAAGCCGUUCUUUCUUUGUAUGCUUCUGGUCGUACUACUGGAGUUGUACUCGAUUCGGGAGAUGGUGUCACCCACACUGUCCCUAUCUAUGAGGGUUACGCUUUGCCUCACGCUAUCCUUCGUCUUGAUCUCGCUGGACGUGAUUUGACUGAUUAUUUGAUGAAGAUUCUGACUGAGCGCGGAUACUCGUUCACAACCACAGCCGAACGUGAAAUCGUUCGAGAUAUCAAGGUUGGUCAUCUAAGCAGAACCUUAUUGGCGUGUCCGUAAAG
Messenger RNA from Cylicostephanus goldi, 503 nucleotides. The record is from the annotation of a GenBank genome assembly. Lineage: Eukaryota; Metazoa; Nematoda; Chromadorea; Rhabditida; Strongylidae.